AUGUCUCGUCGUUACGAUUCCCGAACAACCAUCUUCUCACCAGAGGGCCGUCUGUACCAGGUCGAAUAUGCUCUAGAGGCCAUCUCACACGCAGGUACAGCCAUUGGCAUCCUGGCUAAGGAUGGUAUCGUCCUGGCCGCUGAGCGAAAGGUCACCUCGAAGCUGCUGGAGCAAGACACUUCCGCCGAGAAGCUCUACAUCUUGAAUGACAACAUGAUUUGCGCCGUUGCUGGAAUGACCGCCGAUGCCAACAUCCUUAUCAACUACGCCAGACAAGCCGCUCAGCGAUACCUCCUCACCUAUAACGAAGACAUCCCUUGCGAACAGCUUGUGCGUCGACUUUGCGAUCUUAAGCAGGGAUACACCCAACACGGUGGUCUACGACCCUUCGGUGUGUCCUUCAUCUACGCUGGUUGGGAUCCUCGUAGACAAUUCCAGCUCUACCUCAGUAACCCCUCUGGCAACUACGGUGGCUGGAAGGCUACAAGUGCGGGUGCCAACAACGCAAGCGCACAGAGUCUACUCAAGCAGGAUUAUAAGGAAGACUGCACUCUGAAGGAGGCUUGCGGCAUGGCGGUCAAGGUUCUUAGCAAGACAAUGGACUCUACCAAGCUGAGCAGCGAGAAGAUUGAAUUCGCGACAGUAGGACAGACCGAGGAUGGCAAGAUCUACCACCGCCUGUGGAGUGCUGACGAGAUUACGGCGUUGCUGAAGGAGCAUGACUUGGCGAAGAACGAGGAGACAGAGGAAAAGUAG
Molecule: messenger RNA, 756 nt
Organism: Fusarium redolens
Lineage: Eukaryota; Fungi; Ascomycota; Sordariomycetes; Hypocreales; Nectriaceae
Product: nucleophile aminohydrolase
Exons: 4
Coding region: 1-756 (251 amino acids)
Biological process (GO): ubiquitin-dependent protein catabolic process
Cellular component (GO): proteasome core complex, alpha-subunit complex; proteasome core complex; nucleus
Source: RefSeq, a predicted model, not a curated record